AUGGAGCUGGAGCGCUCGGAGCCGUUCCCCACUGUCAGAGAACAGCAGCUCCGGCAGUGCCUCGCUCUCGCGGCGAUCUGGGGGCGCCAGCGAAGCCGGCAGAGUCCCCGGCGGUAUCCCAGCGCUGAUCCCGGAGCGCCUCCGACGAAGGACCGGGGCCGGAGGGGCCCCCAGCCCAGCCCAGCGGCCCCACGCGAGCGCAGCGACGCGCCCGUCCGAGCCCCCCGCGCGCGCGCCUGGAUGCCCGGCGGCGCCGCCGCGCCCCCUGCCGGCGACGGCAUGACACCGCGGCGCAGGCCAGACGCCCGCGAGCCGGAGGCGGCGGCUGCUGCGGCGGCCCGCCGAGAGCUGGAGGUGCGCGGCGGCGGGGCCGCGUCGUCGCCGCCGCUGCCCGCGGCGGUGCGGGGCGCGCUGGAGCUGGCGGAAGCCCGGCGGCGGCUGCUGGAGGCGGAGGGCCGGCGGCGGCUGGUCUCGGAGCUGGAGGGGCGCGUCCAGCAGCUGCACCGCGUCUUCAUCGAGGCCGAGCUGCGCAUGGCCACCCGCGCCGAGAGCCUGGGCCGCCUGGGCAGCGGCGUGGCGCAGGCCGAGCUGCACCUGACGGCGCACGGGCAGCGCCUGAAGAAGACUCUGCGGCGCUACAAGAAGGCCCGGCCGCCGGCCCUGCUGGCCUCGGCGCUGGGACUGGGCGGCUGCGUGCCCUGGGCGGCCUGGCGGAUGCGCCGCGGUCGAGCGGGCGGCGCGGAGCCGCCGGAGUCCCCCUUCAAGAGGAGCCUCCAGGGGGCGACAGCGCCACCCGCCCCGCGGCCGUAGCAGGGCGGCGCAAGGCUGGCUGAAGGGUCGGGUGCGCGCGGGCGCCCGUCGGUUCCCUGCGGAACGUCCUUGGAGGAGGAGGAGGAGGAGGAGGAAGGCAUUUGCCGAGGCGGAGGCAGGAGCGAAGGGUGGCCUUACCAGUGGCAGUCCUCUCGCCUCCCUCUCCACGCGCUCGUGGCCACCGAGUCCUCCGUGGCUCGUUCUCCACCAGCAGAGGACCCAGCGCCCCGCUCCAGCUGCGCCCUUGGAGACGACCGGUUCUCGGGACCAUCUCAUCCGGCGAAGGCUGCACUGCGGGGGUGGGGCCGCUCCGGCCAGCCUUUUCGAAACCCAGAUUUUCACAUUUCAGAUUUAAAAAAACGCUAACGAUUUGAGUUGAAACCAAUAAAAGGCAAAACCUCUUAAGCUGAGAAAGGAGCCUUAUAAAUAACUUAGAUAUCAGCAAGUAUUCUAAAGAUCGGUAAUUAGCAAAACACGUUCAAUAUUAAUCAGUGUCCUUAGCUAUAUAAAUAUUACAUAUUUCAUGUCUAAAUUGCAAGAUAAGUAUCUGCAGAGGUGCACGACUCAAACAACUUGUGCUAUUCUUUUGCAGUUCAAUUUCUUUAAUUGAAACUCAUUUGAAAUGUAUGAAACUACGUCAAUAUACAAUUUAACCUUCACAAACAGGAUAAAUGCUUCCCAA
This is a messenger RNA of Varanus komodoensis (Komodo dragon), 1492 nucleotides long. RefSeq names its product TMF1 regulated nuclear protein 1 (gene TRNP1). Lineage: Eukaryota; Metazoa; Chordata; Lepidosauria; Squamata; Varanidae. Gene Ontology annotation, cellular component: nucleus. Gene Ontology annotation, molecular function: DNA binding. The transcript is spliced from 3 exons. Gene Ontology annotation, biological process: regulation of cell population proliferation. The coding region runs from base 1 to 810 and encodes 269 amino acids. The record is from RefSeq and is a predicted model, not a curated record.